AUGUCUGUGGUGGUGACCUCAGUAACUGCCCUCUCCAUCUCUGCCAUCGCCACCAAUGGGAGGGUGACCUCGGGUCCUGAAAUUGGUGGGCCAAUUGGGAUGGUGUUUUCCUUUGCCAACGCUUUGGGCUGUGCACUCAACACCGUUGGCUUUGCAGAGGUGGUCCGUGAUCUAAUGCAGGAGUUUGGUGUUGUCAUGGUUGAUGCAAUCAAUGAUGUCCGUAUCGUGGGCGUGAUCACGGUGACUAUUCUGCUGCUCAUUUCAUUGGCUGGAAUGGAGUGGGAGUCCAAGACCCAGAUUCUGUUCUUUAUAGUUCUCUUGGUCUCGUUUGCCAACUACUUCGUGGGCACAGUCAUACCACCCAGUCUGGAGAAAAAUGCCCAGGGAAUCUUUGGAUACCGUAGUGAAAUCUUCAUAUCAAAUCUGAAACCAGACUGGAGAGGAGCUGGACACAACUUUUUCAAGAUGUUUGCCAUUUUCUUCCCCUCCACCAUCGGCAUCCUGUCUGGAGCCAACAUCUCCGGAGACCUCAAAGACCCUGCUACUGCUAUCCCUAAAGGCACCCUCAUGGCCAUUUUCUGGACUACAUUCAGCUAUCUAGUAAUAACUGCAACUAUUGGGUCGUGUGUGGUGCGGGACGCCUCUGGUAAUAUAACUGACCUUCUGACUGGAAACGUCACUGAUGGCUGUGUGGGUCUGGCUUGCAACUUUGGCUGGAACUUCACAGAGUGCAUCCAGUCACAGUCUUGUGAUUAUGGUCUGGCCAACAAUAAUAAGGUACUGGGCCAAGUUUCAGGUUUCUAUCACCUCAUCACUGCUGGUGUCUUCGCAGCCAGCUUGUCGUCAGCACUCGGCUUCCUCGUCUCUGCCCCUAAAGUCUUUCAGUGUCUGUGCAGAGACAAUAUCUACCCGUACAUUGGAUUCUUUGCAAAGGGUUAUGGGAAGAAUGAUGAGCCACUCCGAGCCUAUUUACUCUGCUACGUCAUUGCUGUGGCCUUCAUUCUCAUCGCUGACCUGAACAACAUCGCAGCCUUGAUCUCCAACUUCUUCCUGUGUUCCUACAGCCUCAUCAACUUCAGCUGCUUUCACGCUUCAAUCACCAACUCCCCCGGUUGGAGGCCGUCAUUUCACUACUACAGUAGAUGGACAGCUUUGUUUGGAGCAGUGAUCUCUGUGGUGCUGAUGUUCCUGUUCACCUGGUGGGCUGCUCUCACAACCUUCUGCAUCAUCUUCUUCCUGUUUGGAUACGUCAACUACAACAAGCCAAAGGUAAACUGGGGUUCGUCAGUCCAGGCGGGUACAUACAACAUGGCCUUGUCAUACUCUGUUUCGCUGUCUGGCGUCGAGGAUCAUGUCAAGAAUUUUAGACCGCAAUGUCUUGUCCUGACUGGGCCACCAAUUCAGCGACCAGCCCUAGUGGAUUUUGUCGGGUCCUUCACCAAACACAUAAGCCUCAUGAUCUGUGGAGACAUAAUCAUGGAGCAGGACAGGCAGACUCGGCCGCAGGAUACCACAGAUUGGUUGGUGAAGUGGAUGAACAAGAGGAAGGUGCGCUCUUUUUAUACUCCUUUCAACGCAGACAGCCUCAGAGUUGGAGCUCGACACUUGCUACAGGCUUCUGGUCUUGGAAAGUUAAAGCCCAACACUCUGGUCCUGGGCUUCAAGGCAAACUGGAGGGACAGUACUGCUGAGAGCAUUGAAGAUUAUAUCAACACCAUAUAUGAUACCUUUGACUCCAACUACUGUUUGUGUAUCUUGCGGAUGAUGGAUGGAUUGGAUAUCUCUGACCAGUUUGAUUUUGAAGAGAACCAGGGCUUCGAGUCUGAUGAAUCUGUUGAAAAUGAUGACCAGCAGUCUCCUGAGAGGUUAUCAGUUGAUGACAUCUCAGAUAGAGGCGACAGUGAUCAGAUCAGGACAGUGUUUCAGAAUGACCAGGGGAAGAAGACCAUCGACGUCUACUGGAUAGCUGAUGACGGAGGUCUGACUCUGCUGGUGCCUUACCUGCUCACCAGGAGGAAACACUGGCACCACAGUAAGGUCAGGGUCUUCAUCGUAGGAGAUGAACAAAACAUGGAGGAAGGCCGCAACGAGAUGAUUGCUCUGCUGAAGAGAUUUCGUUUGGAUAUUAACGACGUUAUAGUCAUGACGGACAGUGAGAGGCGUCCACACGCCAAGAACCUGAGUAGGUUUGUGGACAGUGUUGCCCCCUUCAGGCUACAUGAUGAACAGCAGGAAGGCAUCUCAGUGGAGGAACUGAGACAAAACGCCCCCUGGAAAAUAACCGACAAAGAGUUUGAGGCCUUCAGACUUAAGUCUGAAAGAAAAGUGAGGCUGAACGAAAUCAUCCGGAGGAAUUCCCAACACGCUGCUCUCGUGCUUGUGAGCCUUCCUGUGCCACACAGCGACUGCCCCAGCGCUCUGUACAUGGCCUGGCUAGACACUCUGACCUGUGGCCUCCACUGCCCUGCGGUGCUGAUACGAGGAAACCAGCAGAAUGUGCUCACUUUCUACUGCCAGUGAAUCCUGGAUCCUAUUUUG
This is a messenger RNA of Epinephelus lanceolatus (giant grouper), 2538 nucleotides long. Lineage: Eukaryota; Metazoa; Chordata; Actinopteri; Perciformes; Serranidae. The record is from RefSeq and is a predicted model, not a curated record.